AUGGUAAAUUUUCACGAAAUCUUGAAAUCAUUUUACUCUCUAGGUUGCAAAGAUGGGGCGCUUUGCUAUGCGGGGUAUCGUGUUUACUGUUAUCUCAAGGCAGAAAAGCGCAUGACAAACAUACAGUAUCGGUAUGACAGUGAGCUACAGCUGCUCUACCUAAUCGCGAAGAAAGAACCGGAUUCAGCGUUCGACCUGUUCAUUCCGUCGCUAACGACCGGCCAAUUGAACGUUGGCCAGUUCAAAACAUACAGAGAAGCAGUCACCUUGCCGGAUGGUGGGAAGCCAGAAAGCAUCAUAUUGGCGAUAUGCGAUCCAAGUUCUACCGUGCUACUGUAUAGGAUGACGACUGGCUUGAAGGAAAUCGGCCAGAAGCUUCCGUCAAAGGGCAAAUUGCUUAGGUUGAAUGUUAAAUCCGGCUGUGAUAAAGAAUUUCACUGA
This is a messenger RNA of Anopheles marshallii, 441 nucleotides long. RefSeq lists its product as uncharacterized. The transcript has 3 exons. Bases 1 to 441 code for a protein of 146 amino acids. The record is from RefSeq and is a predicted model, not a curated record. NCBI's taxonomy places the organism in Eukaryota, Metazoa, Arthropoda, Insecta, Diptera, Culicidae. Gene Ontology annotation, molecular function: nucleic acid binding. Gene Ontology annotation, biological process: tRNA splicing, via endonucleolytic cleavage and ligation.